Chara braunii is the source of this 2719-nucleotide messenger RNA. The record is from the annotation of a GenBank genome assembly. NCBI's taxonomy places the organism in Eukaryota, Viridiplantae, Streptophyta, Charophyceae, Charales, Characeae.
CCGUACUGAUGCGUGCUGCCCACCACUGGUAGAUGCGGCCCAUGAAGGAGCUCUGUCUAUAAAGUCGUGCCUCCUUGCAAUUGCGUUAGACAUUGUAUUGUAGCCGUCGAUCAGGUUUGACGAUGGGCAAGGGGGGGGACUUACAUCGCUCACAGGUCGUCUUCGGCAUUGAGAAGACGGCAUGGGCAGGCACGAAGGUUCCACUGUUUGUCUGUGGACGUUGGUUUCUUUGCAUAGUGAUCCUUCAGAUCUUGUUUUUGCAUGGGAAGUGGUCGGGACUAGUUUGGAAGGCGCAGAGGACAGCAGCGACGGUGUCAUCGGACGAGACUUCAGAAGGUAUACAGAGAAGAGACCGAAGGCUGACGGAAGAUGCAUUGAUACAAGCACUUGUGCCUCGUGCCACUAUCGAGGCCAAGGCGCGUGAAGGGCCCAACUCGACACCACGUCAUCGUGAAGCGGCUGACGUCAGAACGGCAAACAUAAGUAUAAACCUGUCCCGACCCAGCAAUGAGACAGCUGAAGGGAAAAUGUCGGAAGCUACGAGCGGUAAUACGAGUGAUUCAGAACUGGAAAGAAGCAAGCAUACUCGUCAAUCCGCCUCCUUGGACGUGGACUCCUUGGGCGGAGGUAAGGGCGUGGACUCCUUGGGCGGAGGUAAGGGCGUGGACUCCUUGGGCGGAGAUAAGGGCGUGGACUCCUUGGGCGGAGGUAAGGGCGUGGACUCCUUGGGUGGCGGCAAGGGCCCUUUCGCCUGCCGGAGCAGGAAGGAAGUGGUCCAGUUCUUGCGGUACGGAACCAACCUGACGUUGCAUGAGGAUUUUGAGGAGAUCUUGAGGAAGUAUGAGGUGUACCACAAAUCGUGUGUCGCAGGCGUGGAUCUGCUGAGUAGUUUCGGCCAGGCAGAGAAGGGCGAGGACCCCCCGAAUCCACCAUCCGGGGGUCAGAAUAGCAGCGUAGAUCUGAGUCAUUGCUCUUACCUGUUCUGGGUCUCUCCAUGGGAGGGACUCGGAAAUCGUUUCGCAUCCAUCGCGUCCAGCUUCCUGUAUGCCAUUUUGACGUGGAGGGUUCUUCUGGUUGAUCGGAGGUCUGGCCUGGGGGAUUUGAUAUGUGAACCAUUUGCAGGUCAUUCGUGGCUGGCACCCGAUGACCCGGGCCUGGCAUGGCGGAUUCUGCAAGCGCCCUGCCCCCGAGCUGUGGCGAAUGCAACUGUGAUUGCCGGGAAUUGGUCGACGGCGCUGGCAAACGGAUCGGAAGUGGGACAGCAGCCCGAGGGGCGUGGCAUUGCCGGUGCAUCUGCACCUCCCAAGAUGGCGAUGGCGUAUAUUUACCACGAGGAGAAAUACCACGAGGGUCAUAUGUCAUUCUUCUGUUCACGCGAGCAGAGAAGCCUGUCGGAUGUAAGGUGGUUGGGUGUGUACAGCAACCAGUACUUCACCCCUGGGUUGUUUGUGAUUCCACAGUUCAGGGCCAGAUUGGAACGCUGGUUUCCAGACCGAAUUGUGUACACACGAUUGGCUCGCCACUUGUUCCUGCCGAUAGAUAGGGUUUGGGAGCGGAUCACCUCCACUCAUAAACUCUAUCUCUCAAAGACGCAAAGGCUUGUGGGUGUCCAGCCGCGCACUCUCUUCGACUCCAUGGUCCCGGGCCAAGUUGCAGGGAUGCUCGACUGCCUGGUUAACGGGGGUGUGCUGCCGAAGCCCGGCGUUUCUGCAAAGUUCACGGAAAAGGGUGUCGUUGUGGAGUUUCCGGACGAGAAGGGGAAAGUAGGCGACGGCGAGACUGUGCUGUUCGAAGCCGGCGUACGGAGAAACUCUGACACGCAUACCCGGAGGGAAGGAGCGGCGCGGAACACCACCCAAGAUGGGGGCGAUGUGACGGUGUUUGUAGCUUCGCUUCGCGACGACUUCUACAAGGCGCUGAAAAAUGUGUACUCGUGGAGACCCACUGUGACCGGGCAGAAGGUUUUUGUGCACCAGGAGAACAUGGAAGCCGUGCAGAACUCUUUCAAUCGUGAGCACGAGGAAUCUGCGGUGGUAGAUAUCUGGCUUCUGAGCUUCAGUGAUGAACUGUACACCAACCCUUUCUCGACGUUCGGGUACAUGGCCCAUGCUCUGGCGGCCUUGCCGAUUCAGCAUGGCCUCGAAAACUACUGGAACGCCGGUAUGAAUGGCAAAUCGAAGGCGUGUUUUACUUGGCCGAAUAGAGAACCAUGCUAUCACAUUCCGCCGGCGAAUGACAACGGAUGGAAGUGUCUUGAUGAUGCGCAUGAAGCUAUAAAGGAGCGACUGUACAGUACGCAACCUGAUAGGCAGUUUGACAAGUGUCGAGACUAUGGGAAAGGCUUACAAUUGAGGACUCCUUGAUGCCAACAAGCCACAUGAGGUAAUGUCGUUGUGUCCGGCCUUUAUAACCGACUGACCCUUGUAGCAUGGCUUUUGCUUGUGCCCUUAGCAGCAAGGGUACCGCUAGAUCUUGUCCCUGCGGUCCUACACAUCGAGGCGCAGGGUAAAACCAGAACUCACUGGUUCCACCAUUUUAUACCGUCCUUUUCCGCAUUGCUUUCGAAUGUGCUCUUAGCAAGCAAGGGUGGCACCCACCGAAGGGACAACUACAACUUGUCCCACCCAUCAAGGCACACGAAACCCACCAGAACAACCCGAAGCACCACUCUGAGCUUCAAGGCCUGUACGACCGGGGGAAUCGCUGCGCAAACCCUGUG